GCGGCCCGCGCGCUCUGAUGUGGGACGGACAGGAUAAAAGAGAAAGUGAAACCUCCAAACUAAAGCACAAAGACAGAGUCUACACGAACCCUUGAUCACCUGAGACUGACACAAAAUGGCCGUCACUAAAAUAAAAGUGGUGUUGAUUAAGGAACUCCAGAAGCUUCUAGAUGAAGACCUCGAUCAGUUCAUCUGGCACCUGUUGAAUCCUAUGACAGAAGACAUCACGCCUAUUCUUCCAGCAAAGCUUCAGAAAGCUAAUCGUCGUGAUGUCGUGGAUUGCAUGGCAUCGCAGUACUCUACUGAUGCUGGCAAUAUUGCAGUGCAAGUGCUGCGAUGCAUGGAGAAAAAUGAUCUCGCAAGCGAACUUGAGGGAAAACUUCAGGAAGUUCCAGAGGAUGUUCCUUCUGGAGCGAGAGCUUCGUCCAGUGGGACACCGGCACCGGCUCAGGCUGCUGGAGUUACUAUGAGCAUAUCAUCCAAUGGAGGAACCGUAAAGGCCCCUGUUGUUCAUGGUUGUAAUUUUACAGGCCCGGUAACCUUCAACUAAUGCUCAAGGAUCUAUCUAUAUCUAUCUAAGAGCGCCAACUGAAAAUCCACAGAAGAAUACAGAUCUACAUGGGAAAUCUCAGAGUCAAAAUAAGAUAGGCUACACCGGUGUUUUGACAGAUGAGAAGUUUGUUAUGUAUCAUCUUUUUAUUAUUUUAAUUAAUUUUAGGCUACUCUAAUUCAUUUUAUAACUGUAUCAUGUCUCUUUUAAUUCCUUUUAUGUAAGGAAUAAUUGACAACAUCCCGUUGAAUUAUUAGAAAAAUAACACACACCCGAGGUGGUAAUGGGGUCACGACGCGAUGUGAGCAUUAUUUUUCUAAUUAUUCAACGGGAUGUCGUAAAUUAUUCCGCUUAUAGUACAGUUACCACACCUCGAAACAUUGUUCAGAUUAUGUAUUUCAAGACGUUUGUCAAAGUUUUUAUCAUAAAACUGUAGAUGUGCUUAGCGACGGGAACGCUAAGCCACGCCCAAUGUUUAUACGCGAGUUGUCCGUGGAUGCUGAAGUACUCGGUAAAGUAAGUGAACAUGCAAA
Messenger RNA from Pimephales promelas (fathead minnow), 1083 nucleotides. RefSeq names its product caspase b. Lineage: Eukaryota; Metazoa; Chordata; Actinopteri; Cypriniformes; Leuciscidae. The record is from RefSeq and is a predicted model, not a curated record.